AUGAUGGGGCGUAGGUCCAAAUGGGGCUUCGGUCCCGGCUGCGGUCUCAGCGGCUGGUGCUGGCACGUUUCAAGCGGAAUUCGUACCGAGAGCUGUUGGCGAACAUCGCUUGAAUGUUCUUGUCGAUUCUCAACCGAUACCGGCCAGCCCGUUCCACCUGAAGAAAACAGGGGCAAACCGGUAGGAGGUUCUUCUGAUGUUAAGUGA
Messenger RNA from Pieris macdunnoughi, 207 nucleotides. The record is from the annotation of a GenBank genome assembly. NCBI's taxonomy places the organism in Eukaryota, Metazoa, Arthropoda, Insecta, Lepidoptera, Pieridae.